AUGACGCCCUCGCCCUCUGAUCCACCUCGCAAACCCGGCCAUGCUUCCGUACCCCCUCCAGCGCCCAGCCCAGAGGCGGGCAACGACUCGGAAGCGCGCACGCGGGAGCUGCUCGGAAAGCGCAACCUAGCAGCCAGCACACGAGGUAUAGAUUCGCCGCAGCACCUGUCCACCUCGGCAGCAGCCCAGUCUUCCGUCACCACAUCGCCCUUUGCUCCUGCAGUCUCUCCCAUUCACGCCCCAGCAGCAGCUGCAUCAUCCUCCUCCUCGCCCGGCGCUACCAUCACCGCGGAUAGGCAGGACAAGGCGGCAGAAUCUGCUUGGCAGCACAAGAUGGAGACGACGGGAGGUCAGAACCUCAACGUGGUGCAGACCUACAAGGCUCACUUUCGCGAAGAUCCUUGGACUUGGUUUGGUCAAAUGUAUCAGUACGGGCAGGGAACGGGUUGGAGAGCUUGUGCGUGUGUCCAUGCGUGCCGACGCCUUCGAUGCUCUCGCUUGCGAUGUGCAUGCUCACACAGCCGUGCGCUCGCUCCUCUUGCCCCCAUCCACGCAGACACCGACUAUAUUGGCUCGCCGAUUCUUUACCCGACGCAGUCGACGGAAGUCGUUCAGGUGAGAUGCGGUGCGGCGUGGCGUGACGGAACUCGGUGAGACUGAAUGCAGAUCACCGCUCGCGCUCGCCCAUCGUGCACUGCUCUCAGAGUCUAGCGCAGUCAAAGCAAGGUGAGCAGCUGUGCCGGCCUUUGCGCACGUAUCGACCGAACUCACACUCUCGCUCUUCGCGUGGGCCGCAGUGCAAGAGCGCAUACAUGCGCUCGCCUCGAGCAGAGUCGAGUCGUUGUUUGCUACCGUUCCUCCUCCCAAGACGGAAGAGGCCCGCAAGGAGCUGCAGCGCUUCAAGGAGAAGCGGAGGCUGGAACUGGAACGCAACCUGACCGACGUCGCUCGUGGACUCGCCGAAACCAAUGUCGCCCGGCUCGACAGGUGGGUCUGAGCGGCGGGCAGGGCAGGGCAGCGCGCUCGCUCGCUCGCUCGCUCGCUCGCUCCUGACCAACACAAACCUUUUACACGUCCAUAGUAUCAAGUUUCUGCGCGGCUUUGCAUGGUCCGUAGAGUCCAUCUUGGCUCGGCUGUACCAUCAAGGUGAGCGCUGCGCUGCGCUGCACCCACAGCGCGCGGCUCGUUGACUGACUCGGCAGAGCGACGGUAAAUACAUGAAUCCAAUCCAUCGUCGCAACUCCCGCAGGUAUCCACAUCUCCGUCGCUCAGGUGCUUGAGCUCCGCCGUGUUGCAUCUUACUGCGCGGAGCGCAAAAUUAGUCUGCUCUUUGCACCUUCUCAUUCCUCGCAUAUAGGUGGGUCGUUCCGUGCUACCGCGCCGCAGGAUCCUGUGUUGACCCUGUCACCCUCAAGACUACCUGACCCUCUCAUGGCUCAUGUUCCGACUUGGAAUCGCUGUCCCGCACAUUGUGGCUGGAGAGAAUCUGGAUCUGCCGGUGCUCGGCAAUGUCCUCAAGCGCGGAGGAGCCUUUUUCAUUCGCCGCACCUUUGCUGGCGAUCAGCUCUACCCUGUGCGUAGACGAGAGAUGAUGUGGGGCCUUUUACACGGACGACUGAUCUUGCAUCGCUGCUUGCGCUCGCCCUCCACUUAGAUCGUGAUCAAGGAGUACGUGGAGCAGCUGUUGGCAUCCGGAAAGAACAUCGAGUGCUUCAUCGAGGGAACGAGGAGUCGAACCGGUAAACGGUGAGCCGCGCGCCAUGGCACAAAUGUCCGCAUGGCGUUUGGCUGACGCUUGCCGCGCCCACUAGACUACCACCAAAGCUCGGCAUCCUCAAAUACGUCGUCGAAGCCCUGCUGAAUGAGCGCACGGAAGACGUCUUCAUCGCGCCAGUCAGCGUCCAGUACGACAGUGUCAUUGAAAGCUCGACGUACGCGGAUGAGCUUCUAGGCAAGCCAAAAGAAGCAGAGUCGCUAUUUGGUUUAUUGGGCUCUUCUAGCUCCGUGUUGCAGCUCAAGUUGGGGCGCAUCGAUGUGCGCUUCCAAACCCCGUGGUCGCUCAAGGGCUUUAUCAACGAGCAAAAGUUGCGACGCGAAGCACCCACCCCUGAUCACAAGUCCAAGAUGGAGCUGGAUCUGUUCAACAAUGAUGAGCACAAGAUUCUGCUUCUCAAGGCGCUUGGGUAUAGGAUCUUGAACGAUGUCAACAAUGCCAGCAUCAUCAUGCCAGCUGCGCUCUGCGGUACCAUUCUCUUGAUUCUUCGAGGGCGCGGCAUCGGUAGGAGCGAUCUCAUCAAGCGCGUUGAAUGGCUGGCGGGCAUCAUCCGAGGCAAGGGCUACCAGGUAGCAGACUUGUGCGUUGUGUUGGGGGGGGGACAGACCCGCGAUCACACGCAAGGCUGACGAGUUUCCUGUUUUGGCAUUCACAGCGGCAGCCUCUCGACGGCAGAAGUCGUCGAUCGCGCCAUCACUGGUGUCAUGAAGGGACUCGUGGAAAUCGAGACGGACGUGAUGGAGCCGACGUACGUGCCAGUCAAGCGCUUUGAGCUUUCCUUCUUUCGCAAUCAGGUGAGCAGCAGCGCGCGCCCGCCGGCAUACACGUUGAUUCCUCGCUGAGCACCUUGCCUCCUCAGGUCAUGCACGUGUUUGUUUCCGAGGCGCUCCUGUGCUCCGCGCUCUACACCCGUGUCAAGCAAGGAGGAGAGACGCCGAACCAAUUCAUGAAGAGGGAAGCGCUGGUAGCCGAAGCGGGGUUCAUCUCACACGUACUGCGGGAAGAAUUCGUCUUCAACUCCGCAGACAAGCUCGAGAACAAUGUGCGGGCAACGGUCGACCAGCUUGUCACCGACGAUGUGCUCGCGUUUGAUGACCAGAACCGCGUAGGCUUGAGCACACGCGAGAGACGCGUCGGACGAAGCAAUUUUGAUAGUUAUCGUGAGUUGCGGGGGGCGGGGCUUUGCGCGCCAGCUGUAUCUCCCCCCUCUUCUCACUCUUUCGAAACGCAACGCACCCAGUGUUUCUCGUCUUUCCUCUCAUCGAAGCCUACUGGCUCUCUGCAUGCUCCCUGCUGCUGCUCGCCCCGCCGCCUCCAAAGGGCCAGGCGCCCGGGUCGGUCCAGUCUUGGUUCGCGGCCAAGGAGUUUGAGAAGCGUGCACAGGUGAGCAGCGCGCGUGUGCGCGUGCGCGUUUGUUGUUCCUUUCUGAUCCCCCUCUCUUAACAGUUGUUCGGCAAGACGCUGUAUGCAGGAGGCGAAAUUUCCUACCUCGAGGUGAGCGCAAGGGCACACUGCCUGGUCCUGAAGCCUAGCUCACGCGUCGCAUCUUCCAGGCCAUCAAUCUGGCUACGCUGUCAGCAGCCAUGGUGCGCUUCCAAGAGCUGGGAUUCAUCGUCAGACGCAAGUCGGACGGACCGAAGCCGGUGCCUCUGGUCGCUCUCAACCCAGCGUACGUGCCGACGUACAAUGCGGAGGGCCGCGUGACCAAUACAGGCCCGCUGGUCAGUUUCCUGGAGCGAUUGAGCGCGUUUAGACGUGAAGGCAAGGACAGAAGAGACGAAGGCAGCGUCAUCUCUGAACGCAUUGGCAACGUUGUCAGGGCCAACUUUGCUCCUGUAGUCGAGUUGACGCGCCUGGGCGAAAGCCGCAUCUGA
This is a messenger RNA of Ceraceosorus bombacis, 3648 nucleotides long. The record is from the annotation of a GenBank genome assembly. NCBI's taxonomy places the organism in Eukaryota, Fungi, Basidiomycota, Exobasidiomycetes, Ceraceosorales, Ceraceosoraceae.